This is a messenger RNA of Xyrichtys novacula (pearly razorfish), 6405 nucleotides long. NCBI's taxonomy places the organism in Eukaryota, Metazoa, Chordata, Actinopteri, Labriformes, Labridae. The record is from the annotation of a GenBank genome assembly.
AUGAGCAGACAGACACUCAGCAUCUCUUGUAGACAGCGCGGAAGGUUAACCAGCCCCGUGGUUGAUAAAAAGACGCUCAGAAGGUAUUAUUUGGCUCUGCUGUGGAAACUCGGAGCUCCUUUUGCUGUCAAGGAGGUAAGAGUGAGCGUGUGCAUGUUCUGUUUGGACAGCAGCGAUCAGGAUUUCAGUAGUAAGGUCAGCUGUGUGGACUCUUUGUGCUUACCGGUGGCUUAGCUAAGCGUGUAGCAUAAAAUAGGCUAGCAGCAAAAACAGGAGGAGGAGGAGAAGAAGGAGGAAGACAGUGUGUGUGAAGUGAAGCACUAAGAGUGUCUGUAGCUACAUUUUCAUGCAGGCUAGCUACAAUGUUAGCUCGGUUUAAAAUGAUUUACAGCGCUGCUCAGGUCAUGUCCUGUCUGAGAGAGAAAACACUUCACCUUUAAACUCUAUUUACUGGGAUGUUUCUGUCUGAAAUGGCACGUUUGUACUUCAAACCACCACAUACUCUGUUUACUUUAACUCUUCUUCUAUCAGAGAACUGUUGUCAUCUUUUCAGGGUUUUCCUACUGCUGUACUGAAGGUGGGCCAACCUACUACAGAUUAUAAAAACUGGUCAAAAAGCACAACCAUUUAUCUGAAGGGAAAGGCCAGUGGAGUUAUACCAAAAGACAGGGAUAACUUUAUCAUAGCUCUGUAUAGAAAAGUUAAAUUAAUCAGGAAGCAAGUCUGUUUUUUGUCUCUUCCAAAUGUAAUAUAAUCUAAAGCAGCCAAAACAAGGCCAGACUUGAAGAUAAUGUGCAGUGUCAGAUUGUUUUCCUUUAAUCGGUUGAUAUGGGAAGGAUACAGUAAAAUACAGGAUUUUUGAAUCAGAAUUUUGCAGAUGUACAGGUAUGAUAAAUAUUGGCAUGGCAGAUUAUUAUCCCAAAUAUAACGCCAAUUCACAACAGUCGUCAUCCCAAGACGCUUUUUAAAGAACAAGAGCAGGUCUAGACCACGCUCAUUGUUUGAUGAAUUAUCAAGAUCCAACCUUAGAUGAGAUUUGGCCCAUCUCGUCUAACAUGAGAAAGAGUGGCAAGGAAAAAAUUCCUUUUAACAGGCAGAAACCUUGAGCAGGACCAGACUCAUGCUAGACAGCCACCAAGCCGCUGCUGGGUUGGGGAGGAAUACAGAGAGAUAGGGGGAGAGAGAGGAGUAGGAGAGAGGGCAGGGGGAGAGAAAGAGAACAAGAUAGAGGGAAGGAGAGAGAGAAUAGGUAAGGGAGAUGGAUGGGGAGACAGGGGACAGCAGCAACAUUAAAACAACAGCAACAACAACAACAGCUCAUGUAAUGAUGAAACAAAAUGAAUUCAGUUUACAGGGUUAGGAUAUGAGUAAUUAUGGACUUUGUUAAAUUAAUUUAAUGUGAUUACAGUCAGCAGGCCUAAUAGUAGUUAACUCUAGUUUUAUGUUAUUAAUGUCGGUGAGGCUGAUCCCACUGACUCCUUGAUGGUGAUGAGACGGUGCUGAACAGAUGCCCCUUUUAAUCUCGUCCAAUUUGUAACUCCUCGUUGUGCCUUUAAUGACAUUUAUCCUUCACUUUAGAUUUUUUGGGCAUUUUCGUUUACUCAGUUCAUCAGAUUUUGUGAUUUAUCCCUAUGUGAGUGUCCUACAAUGGCAGAAUCACUGCAUCACAUUACCAUUGUUAUUGUGACUGAUGUAAGAGGUAUUGUAUGGUCAGUUACCUCUGAGUCCCUUGGUAGUUUUCACUUUUGAAUUAUUUUAGUGACCCUUUUACUCUUACAUGAUGAUCAGAAUUGCAUUGAUCAAGUAUUAGUUGUGUGCUACCACGAUGGCAUGUCUCUGUAUAUUUUGUGUUUUAACUUUUUGCAACACCAACUGAAGUGAAAUCUUGAGUCAGAGCCAUAUAAAACCAAGAGAAAUGGAAAGGUAUAUAAACCCUAUUUACUCUUCUGACCACUCACGUAUCACAAUCACUCUUUCACACUACACUCACACACUACUAGCACAGGCCUCUAUGUAAAGCCUCCAUCAGCUAUAAUUAUUCCCAUUUUCUCACUUCUGGCACAGCAACCAAAGGCAGCUGUGGGGUGAAGUGUCUAGGCCAGGGACACUUUUCUAUGAAGGAAUUGAACCUCCAACCAUCUCGUUGAGAGACAGACUGUGAUGCUGAGCCACAGCUUUCACAGAACCAUGUAUCGGCAUUGGCUGUAAAAAUCCAUACAAUACAAACAAGCAAACAAACACACAAAGCGCUUAUUGUUACAUGUGUUUCAGUGUUGUGUCUGUUAAUUUGUAGCCUGUACAUUCAUUCAUUUCUUGUAAAUCCAAACAGGUCAUUUCAGGCUGAAUAUUUCUAGGAGUAGAUCCGGUUAUAAAAUGCCGUGGUAUCACCUCCUGCUGCAGCUGUGAGACAUGACUGUGUUUGGAUUGAAGCCAAUCAUUGAAAAUGUUUGUUUCACCUGCAGGCACUCAGGUACACAAUGCUACACGUGUAAGUGAAUAAUGCAUUGUAAACUCUGAACUGUAAAGGAGCAAUUCACAAAAUUUGAAACAUUCAUACUACUCUUAUGUAACAACUGGGGCCAAAACCAGAUUUUUCUCCCUGCUUUGUGAAUCAGUAACUGUUACAGUAGUUUACAUCAGCCGUUCAUAACAGAUGAUUUACAGUGAGGUAAUGAAGCCUUUAGAUGCUCUUGAGCAAGGCACUUUAAUGCAGAUCAGCAGCAAACAGCAGGAAGCAGUGGUUGCAGAAACACUCAGCAAAAGUUUGCACUCAGGUAUUUUGUUUACAGCUUGUUGUCAUUGAGCAAUGAAAUCACUGUCACUGACGGCGUUUUAACACACCCAUCUGACUUAAACACCUGGGAUGCACAGGAGCUCCGCCUUGCAUGCACCUGCACACUUACACACCAUGUGCAUCAGACUGAACUGUGACUAUACCUUUUGACAUGUGCUGAUUGAUCAUGAUUGAGGCCAGUUGUAUCUGUCAGUCAGUGCAGCAGUGCAGCAUGUCAGUCAGUGCAGUGUGUGUUGUGUGUUUGAUUUUUAUAGCUAUGCAUUUGUGCAAAGUGAAUUGUUGUGGUUGACAUAUUGAGUGUCCGAGUGGUUGUUUGUAUUUUCAGCAACCACAUGCCCAGACUGCUGUUUAUUGUCUGAGCAGUGUGGUCUUUUGUACUUCUUUGUAUUGUUCGCUCUCUCAGCCCUUUAUCCUGUGCUCGCUCCUUCUAUUUCCCUCUCUCUGUCUGUCUCCCUCAGACGAUGCUCUGUCUAUUGUGCAGCAUGAACUUGCCUGCAGAGCCUGUUACAUCACCAGCUGCAAUGUAGUUACAUCAUACACUAGACUGUCCUAUCAUCCUUUAUUACAGCUGCAGAGUGGCCUGUGUGGCGGUGAUAAAAUUCAUAGAAAUUAAGUCGUUGCAGCAUCAGAGUGAGCCGGAAAGGUUGCAGAGGAACGGUCAAGUGGCUCUGCAGAGAAGUGUAUUGUUUUGAGCAUGGGUGUGCUGCAGUCGAGUGACAGGUUGUGUUAAUGAUAAGGUGAAAAUGUUAUAGGAUGAGCCAUUGCUGCUUUGGUUAACUUUAUUGAAAUCACGUGUGUUAGACAGUAGAGGUAUCUAUACCUGCAGCAUUUGAUUCCUAGAAGAAUCCGUCUUUCUGCAAAUGCCGUCUUACAUCAGUAUGGCGAAUAGAAAUUUUGCAUGAUCCUAAAUACAUAGCACUUACCAAAGAGUAUAUUUUAACCUGUCCAGUGGGACUUGAAUUGCAUAUAUGCGCCCACCCUCAGUGUUACUAGAAACAUGUCAUUUUUCUGCUGUGUCAAAUAUUUUUAUGAAAAAAAAAAAAAAACUCUUUUUGCUUAAUUUUGCCAACUUAUGCAUGCAGAAGAUAUGUGUAACUAUUUUGGCUGAUCAGCCUGCAGGAACAUUACGAAGGUGCCAGUCAAACACAGUCUGGUCUGCCACCACAGCCGAGACACUUUCCAGUUGGGUGUGCAGGCUCUAUUAAAUAACAUUAUUAACUCUAUUUUAGUCUACAUUUGACAAUUUAGCUAUUAAAAUAAUCAUUCAAACUCCACAUUGUUGAAGUAGAUGUAACCAAAAUCUCUUCCCCCAUGAACGUCUUAUUUUUCACCUGUGUAGAGACUCCAAACUGUUUGAGGUACACUGCACUAUCAACAUUAUUUGGUGAUUCAGCCUGAUAGUGUGCUCCUUAUUAUAGUAGCUUUUGUCACGAGUGGUGUUGGAUUCACUUCCACAGCCUUGCAUUUGUAAUCAGGCUCUCAGCCCUAUUGUUGUUGGUUGUGCAAUGUUUUUCAUUACACAAUACAUAAAAGCAGUCAUGGUAUUGCAUUGCAUUGCAUUGUGACAUUUGUCAGUCUUCAGCUUUGUUGAAGACAUUUUUUAUUUAUUUAUUUGAAAAGUCAGGACACUGAUGAAGAGAAAAAGACAACUAUCAUGAUUUGUGUGAUGGAAAGUCAAUCAUUUGGCCACAGAGAUGGCUGUUUAGUAACACCUCAGGGUACAUUUAUGUAAGGGAUAAUGUUUAGUAGUGAGUGGGUGGUUAUGCUGAUUAGACUUCAAACAGGCUGAGUGGGACGCUGCUACAAAGUGGAGCGGUCUUAUUUCACCAUGAAGUGAUCCUAAAUCAGUGGUUCUCAAGUCCAGUCCUCGAGGCCCACUGUCCUGCAUGUUUUGGAUGUUUCCCUGCUCCAACACACCUGAUUCAAAUGAUCAGCUCGUUAUUUAAGCCAUGAUAGAGCUUGAUAACGAGCUGAUCAUUUGAAUCAGGUGUGUUGGAGCAGGGAAACAUCCAAAACAUGCAGGACAGUUGGCCUUGAGGACUGGACUUGAGAAACACUGCUCUAAAUGAUCCUGCAGAAAACCCGGCCGUCAACUAAAGGCAUAAACAAGUUAGCAAAGAAAGUGUUCAUUAAGAAAUGAUUUAUCCUUCUGUUUCCACAGACAGUAACACUAUUAUGCGCUAUCUCAAAACAUUAGAAUAUGACAAAACACCAAUCCAAAAAAAGGGAUUGAUGAUACAGAAAUUUUCACCUCAUGGAAAAUUAUGUUUAUUUACACACUUACUACUUGUUAAAACUCCUUUUACUGCGUCAGUGUGAUGUGGCAUGGAGGCGAUCAGUCUGUGGCACUACUGAGGAGUUUAUGAAAUCCAGGUUGCUUUGAUAGCUCCUUCAGUACUUGUUGGCUUGGGUGUCUCUCAUCUCUCACUUGAUGAUACCCUGAGAUCGUCUAUGGAGUUCAGAUCAGGUGAGGUGGCUGACCAAUCAAGCACAGUAAUGUCAUUGUUAGCAAAACAGUUUUGAUAGUUUUGGCGCUGUGGGCAGGCGUAAGGUCCUGCUAGAAAAGUAGAUCUGUAUCUACAUUAAGCUUCUUGGCAGAGAGAAGUGUGAAGGACUCUAAAAUCUCCUGGUAGACUUUAAGCUGUUGACUGUGGAUGAUAUGGCUCCCUAAAUCAUCAUAGACAGUAAAAACUUCAAGCUGCACUUGGAUUCUGUGCUUCUCUGAUCGUUCCUUAGACUCUGUGACCUUGAUUUCCUGAUGAUCUCUAAUUGUUUGAGCUGCACCUGUAGGUGAAGUUACUAAGAGAUGCACUCACUGGCCCAGCUGACGUUGCAUGGAUUGCAGGACAACAUUCUGCUCCACAUUUCAGAGAUAUUUGGGGUCUGGCAGCUUCUCAGGCUGUUUCCACAUCUGUGUCUGGUAACCGCCAUUACUUCCCCACUCUCGAGGACAGCCUUGAGAUGGUGUUUCGACCAAUUAAAAUCAAGUAAAAGUGUAAAUCACUGUCACUUCAGAGCUGGGGAUCAUGCUGAGCAGAGCUUUUUGCCUUGAGGACUGACUUGCAGGUGGCAUGCUGUGUGCCUUUGAGUAACAUGUUAUCUGUCAUGUGAGCCUGUUAGGAUAAUUGACAGCGAUAAAAUGUUAGAGAAAGAUCAUGAUGAUGAAAAAGGAAGGUAAUAAAAAUAUCAUGAUUUUCCACAACAGCUCUACCAGCCGUAAGGCUACUGCUACCUGAUAUUCAUUACUGUCUCUGAGAAUGUAUGUGUGUCCACCGGUGUCCUGUGUGCUUGUGUACGUGUGUAUUAAAAAAAUAAAAACUGAUGUCAAGUCAGGUCAAGGGAACACCAACCAAAGCAGCUACACACACCUGAAAGUGCUCUUUUACAUAGUAAGAAAAUUGCAGUAAUGUAUUUGAGUGACCAAAAGGAAGCCUCUCCUUCCUGACUGACUGGUUUCUUCCACCACACAGACACAAACACACACACACAUAAACACACUGCCGCUGUUGCUUUGAAUCUCAAAUCAUCCCAGGCCAGGCAGUCUUGACUAACUCUCUAUACCUCCCUCUCUCUCUUUCUGUUUUCCAAAUGUCCAGCCGCUCCUGCCCUAA